Messenger RNA from Acanthamoeba castellanii str. Neff, 735 nucleotides. RefSeq names its product proteasome endopeptidase complex, archaeal, alpha subunit. The transcript has 5 exons. Gene Ontology annotation, cellular component: nucleus; proteasome core complex; proteasome core complex, alpha-subunit complex. The record is from RefSeq and is a predicted model, not a curated record. The coding region runs from base 1 to 735 and encodes 244 amino acids. NCBI's taxonomy places the organism in Eukaryota, Discosea, Longamoebia, Acanthamoebidae. Gene Ontology annotation, biological process: ubiquitin-dependent protein catabolic process.
AUGUCGUACGAUCGUGCCAUCACCGUCUUCUCGCCCGAUGGACACUUGUUCCAGGUCGAGUAUGCUCUCGAGGCAGUCAGAAAGGGAACCACUGCUGUGGGCGUGAGGGGCAAGUCCAUCCUCGUGCUGGGUGUGGAGAAGAAGUCUGUGCCCAAGCUGCAGGAUCCCCGCACGGUGCGCAAGAUCGUGCAGCUAGAUGAUCACAUCUCGCUCGCCUUUGCCGGAUUGACGGCCGAUGCACGCGUCCUCAUCAACAAGGCACGACUCGAGUGCCAGAGCUACUCGCUCACCAUCGAAGAGCCCGUGUCCGUCGAGUACGUCGCCAAGUACAUCGCUGGCGUUCAGCAGAAAUACACACAAAGCGGUGGCGUGCGACCAUUCGGUAUCUCCACGCUCGUGAUCGGUUUCGACGACGGCAAGCCACGCCUCUUCCAGACCGAUCCCUCUGGCACUCACGCCGAGUGGAAGGCCAACGCUACUGGUCGUAACUCCAAGACGGUGAGAGAGUUCUUGGAGAAGAACUAUCAGGAUGGCAUGAGCGAUGAUGAAGCGAUCAAGCUUGCCAUCAAGGCCCUGCUCGAGACUGUCGAGGGAACGAGCAAGAACCUGGACAUUGCGGUGAUGCGUUCCGAUAAGAAGCUGACCUUCUUGCCCGAUGAGGAGGUGGACAAGGUCGUGAAGGUCAUCGAGGAAGAGAAGGAAGAGCAGAAGGCCAAGCCCAAGCAGCAGCAGUGA